GAGAAAGAAAGUAAGAAGAAGACGCAAAUCAGUCGAACUCGAAAAUAUAGAAGAUCCAUCCGUGGAAGAAGCUAAACAGCCGAACGGACGACGGUUGAUAAUAAGAUGAAGGAAAACGGUUUAUGGACGGUGAUCUGUAUGCUUUGUUUUGUAUUGGGCCUGAGCACUGCACAAACAUCGCAGCGCUGCCCUUCGCACGAAGCUAUCGCGCCCUGUUCCUGCACCGUGAAGACAUCCGGCUUGGACAUCGUAUGCGAGUACACGGACUCGAUCCACAUCGUCAAGGCGAUAAGCGCGCUGAAAGGGAGGGCCAACACGGUCAUCUUUUACCUGAGACUCAGACACAACAGCUUGCCGAAACUACAACGUUACGUGUUCCUCGGUCUCGAUAUCCAUCACCUCGCCAUCCACAACAGCAGCCUCGCAGUCCUCGAAGAAUCCUCCCUGAGCUCCAUCGGAACCGGCUUGACGCAGCUUGAUCUAUCGCAGAAUGCUUUGCUCUCGGUGCCAUCAGUCGCGUUGCGAGAUCUUCAUCAUCUGCUUCUACUGAACCUGAACCGCAAUAAAAUCAACGCCAUCCACGAAAAAGCCUUCGAAGGUCUCGACACUCUUACAAUUCUUUCUCUCUACGAGAACAAGAUUUCCACCAUAGAACCCGACGCCUUUAAAGGACUGCACAACAGAAAACUAAGGAGACUAAAUCUGGGUGGAAACGAGUUGACCAAGGUGCCAACGCAAUCGUUGCUCUCGCUGGAUAUGCUGAAAAAAUUAGAGAUACAAGAGAAUCGAAUUGCCGCCAUUCAUGAAGGCGAUUUCGAGGGUCUGAAAAGUCUGGAUUCGUUAGUAUUGGCGCACAAUCAGCUCCGUGAGGUACCGGCCCGUGUGUUCUCCCACUUGACGCAAUUAAACUCUCUGGAGCUGGACGGAAAUAUGAUUACCCACGUGGAUCCGGACGCGUUCAUCGGUCUCGAGGAGAACCUGCAGUAUUUGAAGCUGGGAGAUAAUAACUUGCAUUCGGUGCCGAGCGAUGCGUUACGCCGUCUACAUCGAUUACGUCACCUCGAUUUAAGAGCCAAUAACAUCACCGUGCUCCCGGAGGACGCCUUCACCGGAUACGGGGAUUCAAUUACAUUUCUGAAUCUCCAGAAGAACAUGAUAAAGGUUCUGCCGCCGUUGGCUUUCGAGAACCUGAACUCCCUGGAAGCGUUGAUUCUCCAGAACAACAAGCUGACGCAAAUAUCGGAAGAAGUCACCGAGAAUAUCGUCGACACACUUCGAAUGAUCGAUAUCGCAGACAACCCGUUGAUCUGUGACUGCGAGUUACGCUGGUACGCCACCUGGUUGAUGAAUCUGCGCGACAGAUUCGACGAGAAGAUGUUGAGCAAGCAGACCGUGUGCACGAUGACGGAUGAACACCGGGAGUACGCGCUGCAAAACAUACCUCUGGAAAGAAUGGGUUGCGUGGGGAAGAACGCUGGUCGGACCUCCUCGUCGGCCGCUGACAAUCGCGUCUACGUCGACACGAUGCUCCAACUGCUGACGGUUUUCCUCGCGGUGGUCUAACUGUCACCGGUCACAUGACCACCGACGCGCCAUCUCUCGGUUAUCGAAUCCGUUUCCCCUCGUUUGCGAAC
Dufourea novaeangliae is the source of this 1634-nucleotide messenger RNA. RefSeq names its product slit homolog 1 protein. The transcript has 7 exons. The coding region runs from base 106 to 1563 and encodes 485 amino acids. Lineage: Eukaryota; Metazoa; Arthropoda; Insecta; Hymenoptera; Halictidae. Gene Ontology annotation, molecular function: protein binding. The record is from RefSeq and is a predicted model, not a curated record.